CUGGAAUCGUGCUCUGAUGCGUGCUCGUGGCCUGGCUUUAGGCCAGGAGUUCAAGGGCAAGGGCGUCAACAUUGCCCUUGGUCCCAUGAUGAACAUGGGUCGGAUCGCUCAAGGCGGCCGUAACUGGGAGGGUUUCGGUGCAGAUCCUUUCCUGACCGGCGAAUCUGCAUACGAGACAAUUUUAGGUCUACAAAAUGGCGGAGUACAAGCUACUGCCAAGCACUUUAUUAACUAUGAACAGGAACACUUCCGCACAUCAGAAUCUUCAAAUGUUGAUGACCGGACUCAGCAUGAGAUUUACGCGCACCCGUUUUUGCGCAGCGUCAUGGCUGGCGUCUCGUCUGUCAUGUGCAGUUACAAUCUCAUCAAUGAAACCUACGCAUGCAAUAACGACAAGAUGCUCAAUGAUAUCUUGAAGCGGGAAUACGGUUUCCAAGGUUUCGUUCAAUCUGACUGGCAGGCGACGAGAUCGACCCUCUCUGCUGUUGCUGGCCUUGAUAUGACUAUGCCCGGCGAUACCACCUUUGACUCCGGUGACUCCUACUUUGGCGGCAACCUCACGGACUAUGUGAACGACGGGUACAUAAGUAUGGCUCGGUUGGACGACAUGGCGACGCGUAUCAUCGCUGCUUGGUAUUUCCUUCACCAGGACGAGGCCUACCCUGCAACGAACUUCAACGCAUUCAAUUCUAAAGACGAAGUGAACAACAAGCAUGUGAAUGUGCAGGCUGACCAUUAUAAGCUUGUGAGGGAGAUUGGCGCAGCUGGGACAGUCCUUUUGAAAAAUGAAAACGGCGCGCUGCCAUUGAACAAGCCGAGGAACUUGGUAUUGAUUGGAAGCGAUGCCAGUCCAGGCAAAUCUGGCCCCAACGAGUUCCCAGGUCAAGGUGGCAGCGAUGGUAUUCUGGCCAUGGGCUGGGGGUCUGGGACUGGUGACUUCCCUUACCUUAUUUCGCCUCUUGAGGGUAUCCAGGAGCGUGCUCGCCAGGACUGCAGCAGCGUGUUCUGGGAUUUUGACGACUGGAACACCGCUCUGGCUGGUAAUAUGGCGUAUGGCGAGGCUGUUGCUCUCGUGUUCACUAACUCCGACUCUGGCGAGGGUUACAUUACUGUUAAUGGCAAUAAGGGAGAUCGGUACAACCUAACUGCCUGGCACAACGGUGAUGACCUCAUCCUCGCUGUUGCUGCGCAGAACAACAAUACCAUAGUCGUUGUGAACAGUGUCGGCCCGCUGAUCAUAGAGCCUUGGAUCGAGCAUCCUAAUAUCACCGCUGUUAUCUGGGCUGGCAUCCAAGGCCAGGAGGCGGGCAAUGCUAUCGCUGAUGUACUUUAUGGUGCGUACAAUCCCUCUGGAAGACUUCCGUAUACUAUUGCCAAGGACGUCGUCGAUUAUCCCGCACAACUCAUCACCAAAGGUUCGGGAAGCAAUAUUGUGACCAUUGAUUACACCGAGGGGUUAUUCAUCGAUUAUCGCCACUUUGAUCAAGCAAAUAUCAUGCCGCGCUUCGAGUUUGGCUUCGGCUUGAGUUACACCACGUUCGCGUACUCUGACCUUUGUGUGACACCAAUUCAGUCAUCGGAUACUGAUCAAGAGGAUUUGAUCACUGCUUGGGAGGAUGGGAAGGCUUCGCCCAUCGCCGAAGGGUCGUCCACUGCACUUUGGCUCCAUGAGCCUGCAUUCCGGAUAACUUUCGAGGUCACCAACACUGGACCUGUAUCUGGGACUGAGAUCCCUCAGCUCUACAUCCACCACCCAUCUUCCGCUAGCGAGCCUCCAUCAGUCCUGAAGGGCUUCACAAAUGUCGAAAUCUCGCCGUACAACAUUAAACAAGUCUCAAUAACGCUCUCGCGCUAUGACCUGUCUAUCUGGGACGUCAUUUCUCAGGGGUGGCGCAAGCCUGACGGCCAGAUCUCGCUCUCUAUUGGUGCGAGCAGUAGGGACUUCAGGCUACAGGGGGACAUUCCUAUUUGAUGCAGUGC
Messenger RNA from Suillus plorans, 1980 nucleotides. RefSeq names its product glycoside hydrolase family 3 protein. Bases 17 to 1972 code for a protein of 651 amino acids. Gene Ontology annotation, molecular function: beta-glucosidase activity. The transcript has 10 exons. NCBI's taxonomy places the organism in Eukaryota, Fungi, Basidiomycota, Agaricomycetes, Boletales, Suillaceae. The record is from RefSeq and is a predicted model, not a curated record. Gene Ontology annotation, biological process: glucan catabolic process.